UCUUCUAACAGGAAAAUUCAUUUGUUCUGUUUUGAAAUUGACACUUUGUUAAUAUUAUCUGUUGCUACAGUUUCAAGAGUUAAGGUCUUCGCGUCACAUGAUAUUUAUCCGAGGAACUGAGAUAAAUGUUUGCAGGAGAUAAGAUAAGAGACGAAAUGCAAUGAAUCUGAACGUACUUGUUACAAACUUGGAAGUACGUCAGUGUACAACAUUUUUGUUAAUCAGUAAGGCAACAAGCGGAAGAACCAAGUGUUUUACUUCUGGAAAAGACAGCUUUCUUGAAACAACUAUGGUGACUCCCAUCGACAACCUAAGCAGCCAGGCCAUCCUGAUACCCGAAGGCGGAUCAAACUUCUCCAACGCUCCUCCUAGACAUCAGUUAAAACGGAAUACGAAGCUCUCUGUGCUGUUUAAAUUCAUUCAACUGCUGAUCGCCGUGGCCUGCCUUGUGCUAUUCUCCUCCGGAGGACAGCUGUUCACGGACGCCACGAGGACCGCCGUCACGUACGGAACCUACGGCGCCUACGUCCUUAUCCCGAUGUUCUUAAUUGCGGGCUUCGUCAUCGGGGAGGAGACCCCAAUAUUAUUGGUUGGAUACAAUUUGUUUGGCGCAGUCCUCUUCGCCUUUGUAGGUUUUAUUGGGGUGGAUUCAUGGUGGAGCGUGCGGAUGGACUUGCAACAUGUCUCCAUAGCGAAUCUCUCCGUAAUCGAACAUUUGAACGACGUGAAACUGCUCUCAGCCAUUUUGUCUGUCAUCAACGCCGUCUUCUAUGCAGCUGAUACUAUCAUCGAGGGAGUCAUCCUCCAUGACUUUUAUAGGAGAGUUUAGGACAUCCAUCACCGUGUUUAUAGCUAACACAGUCGGUAAAAGUUCUGUUUUUUUUUCCGAAGUCGGACCCAAAUAGAACUUAACUACAUGUAUUUAUAAUCACUUUAUCUAAUGUGAUUAUUGUAUUUAAUUCUUACGAGAAAUAAUUACGAUUAAUAAGUGUAAAAUCUUAUAGGCUUUGUUAACAGAUUCGUAUUCUUGGCAGUUCUGGACUGUCUGUGUGUUAAGACAGUGUUUUGUUCAGUUACUGAACAGUUGAAAUGACUUCCCAUAAACAAAUUACAUUUACGAACAAUUAGAAUUCUUAGUCAAAUACGACUCCAUCUAUCUAGAGCUCAGCACUCUAACCCACGAGCUAAACUUCAUUAUAUUAUUUUAUUAUAAACUUUAAAAAUAUUUAAAUUCACGAACUUAAGGAAUGUAAAAUACAAAAAAAAAUUAAUUGUUAGUUUUUGCAGUUAAAUGAUGAGUUUCGAGAAUUUAGCAUAAAACUUUAUUAACUGACAUUUUAUAAUUCAGUUCUGAAUUUUAAUUCCAAAUGUAAAUAAUUCUCAUUUAAAAUAUAUUAAAUACUUUUACCCAGAACAUUUAGUGCUUGUUAAUAUCAACACAAAUAUAUUUUCAUAUUGUAUCUUCUUUAUAUAUGAUGAAUAAAAUAUUUGUUUGUUUUAAACUGCUAUAGAAAGAUGCAAAUUAAAAAUGAUUUUUUUUUUUUUUUUGCAAAACGAACGUGGCAAAGGAAUCAGUAAGAAUACAUAAAAUUAUAGCCAAGGUUUGUCAACAUUCUUCAAUGAAUGUAUUUGCAUUGGGUUGCAGUUAAUAUCAUUUCCAUAUGCAGGCAAAUCGAAAUCACUAAAACUUACACCAAAUUCGUUUAAUUCCUCUUGUGAGGAUUUCGAUUUUUUCUAUGCUGUUUUAAAACUAAAUGAUCAAGAUGUGUGAUGUUCGGAAAAUUAUGAAUGCAGACGGAAUUGACAACGUAACUAAACAAUUUUUUGAUAAUUUUUAAUUUUAAAGAGGGGGGUAUUACAGUGUUGAAUAUGACACAAAUACGUUUGAUAAAUUAUGUUGAAUACAAUCAUCCAUGUCAAAGAACCCUUAAUAUUUUAAUUCAUGAUGGUAAAUAUGUUGUAAUGAAUAUGUAUUUUUAAAGUAUGAUAAUUCAAAACAUAACUAUUGGAUUUUGAGAAGGGUUUCGAUUUAACUCUUGGUGAUUAAAUUUUGAUCAUGGUUAGAUUUCCCAAAAUUGUCAUUACCUUUAUCGUAAUUUCUUGUUGCAUUAUAUCCCACACAUUGUUUAUCUCGUAAGGAUUAAAUUUAUUAUUUUAAUCAUUAAAAGACUUUUUAUUUU
Zootermopsis nevadensis is the source of this 2180-nucleotide messenger RNA. RefSeq lists its product as uncharacterized. Gene Ontology annotation, cellular component: plasma membrane. NCBI's taxonomy places the organism in Eukaryota, Metazoa, Arthropoda, Insecta, Blattodea, Termopsidae. The record is from RefSeq and is a predicted model, not a curated record. Gene Ontology annotation, biological process: septate junction assembly.